Messenger RNA from Conger conger (European conger), 1164 nucleotides. It is a transcript of the gene vsx2, whose product is annotated as visual system homeobox 2. Gene Ontology annotation, molecular function: DNA-binding transcription factor activity, RNA polymerase II-specific; sequence-specific double-stranded DNA binding. Gene Ontology annotation, cellular component: nucleus. Gene Ontology annotation, biological process: regulation of transcription by RNA polymerase II. NCBI's taxonomy places the organism in Eukaryota, Metazoa, Chordata, Actinopteri, Anguilliformes, Congridae. The transcript has 5 exons. The record is from RefSeq and is a predicted model, not a curated record. The coding region runs from base 1 to 1113 and encodes 370 amino acids.
AUGACGGGGAAAGAAGGGGUCGUGCUGUCGGAAAGUUUAAACAAACCGAAAACAUCCUCAUCCUCUGAGAAUGGGGGGACAAACAGCCACCAGCCAUCGAAGACAAAUGUGACGCAUCCUCCCAGAUGCACGGGAUUCGGGAUCCAAGAAAUUCUAGGGCUGAAUAAGGAGCCUCCGUCGGCCCCACGGAGCACAUUGGAGUCUCUACCGGCUGGGGCGCACCUGCUGGCGGCCAGGUCGAUGCUCGGUCCCGGUGUUGGAGUCGGGAUGGGAUUAAUUGGCCCAGGAGGAAUCCCGUCGUUUUACACCCAACCUGCGUUUUUAGAGGUCUUGUCAGAUGCACAGAAUGCACACCUGCAGCCCCUCAGCAGGACUAUGGGACCGUUGGACUCCAGCCAAACUGCGAGCUCUGAUUCAGAUGUAUCUUCCAGUGAAAGAAGAUUAUCAAAGCCGUCACUGAGUCAGAGCAAGAAACGGAAGAAAAGGAGACACCGAACAAUUUUCACCUCGUACCAGUUGGAGGAGUUGGAGAAGGCCUUCAAUGAAGCACACUACCCAGAUGUGUACGCACGGGAGAUGCUAGCCAUGAAGACAGAGCUACCCGAGGACAGAAUACAGGUCUGGUUCCAGAACCGGAGGGCCAAGUGGAGGAAGCGAGAGAAAUGCUGGGGUCGCAGCAGCGUCAUGGCAGAGUACGGCUUGUAUGGUGCCAUGGUGCGUCACUCCAUCCCACUGCCUGAAUCCAUUCUCAAAUCUGCCAAGGACGGCAUCAUGGACUCCUGCGCCCCCUGGCUGCUCGGGAUGCACAAAAAAUCCAUGGAGAGCACUGUGGCCCCGACGAGUGGAAAGCCAGAUGUCACCCAGCAGCCAACCAAUCAGAAACCCGAUGAACGAGAGGUGGAGGAGAGGAGGACAGAAAGCAAGUCACCCAUUUCCAAAGAGGAACUGAGGGAGAACAGCAUUGCUGCACUCAGGGCAAAAGCACAGGAGCACAAUGCCAAGGUGCUGGGGACUGUUUCAUGUGAUGGACCGGGGAACAAGAUGGAGACGGAGGCAGUGGAGGAAAAAAACGGAGACCCAUUAAGUCCAGUAGAAGAGGAAAAAAGUCCAUAAAAUGUUUACUUCCUAAGACAAAUGACUUUCUUUGUACUUAAGAAUGCUGCG